Molecule: messenger RNA, 942 nt
Organism: Aspergillus heteromorphus CBS 117.55
Lineage: Eukaryota; Fungi; Ascomycota; Eurotiomycetes; Eurotiales; Aspergillaceae
Product: glycoside hydrolase family 16 protein
Exons: 2
Source: RefSeq, a predicted model, not a curated record
CCCUCCACCCUCUGCGACUGCUACAUCAACACACCCACCCCCUCCGACCCAGAUACCACGAUCUUCACACACUACAAACUCUGGGACUUCCGCAACGUGCCCCUGCCCGCCCUAUCCAUCGAAAGCACGCCAACCAACCCAUCCUCCCCAUCCUCCCUCCUCGAAACCUACCCCCUCACCAAAACCCCCUUCGACAGCGACUGGCGCGCCCAGAACUGGCAACGAAACGCCACCCCCCUGGGUCCAAUUCCCAUGAUCAACACAGACCGGAACGUCUUCCUCCUGAAAGACGUGACCAGCAGUCCGCAAGACCCCAAGUCGUCAUUCCUGGUUCUCCGCACAACACGAUUCCCGGACCACGCGUCCACAGCGGAGUUGGACGGCCAGUUUGGGCCCGUGUAUCAUUGCUCACUGAGGGUGCGGAUGCGGAUCAUGUCCGAGAGGGAGAUAUUGCGCGCUGCAGGGAAGGUUAGGAAGGAUAAGAAUACCGUGGACUCCAAGACUAACUCCAACUCCAACUCCAAGACCGACCCCAUCCCCCCCGGCACCUGCGCCGGCAUAUUCACCUACCUCACACCGACCUGUGAAUCCGACAUCGAGAUCCUCACCUCCGAAGACCCGCACACAAUCCACUACGCCAACCAACCGGACUACGAUCCAGUCUCAGACACCUCGAUCCCGGGGUCCAGCACCACCGUGAACCUCUCGACGCCAUGGACCUUGUGGACGACGCACCGACUCGACUGGCACGCCGGGUCCUCCGUCUGGUUUGCUGACGGCCAGGUAGUGAGUAAUCUCUCGUACUCGGUGCCGGAUCAACCGAGUGUGGUGGCUGUGAAUCUGUGGAGUGAUGGGGGCAAUUGGUCGGGGGAUAUGAAGGUGGGGGAGAGUGUGUUUAUGGGGAUUGAGUGGAUCGAGAUGCUUUAUAAUGUUUCUUCUUCU